AGGUGAUUCCCUGAAUACUCACAAUGAGCCUGAAGAGACUAUGAGAAAGGAGAAAAAGUCCGAAGCCCUGAAUAUCAGAGGUGUACUUUUGCAUGUGAUGGGAGACGCCCUGGGGUCCGUGGUGGUGGUCAUCACGGCCAUCAUAUUCUAUGUGCUUCCCCUGAAAAGUGAGGACCCAUGUAACUGGCAGUGCUACAUUGACCCCAGCCUGACUAUCAUUAUGGUCAUCAUCAUUUUGUCAUCUGCCUUCCCACUGAUCAAGGAGACUGCUGCCAUUCUGCUGCAGAUGGUCCCCAAAGGAGUCAACAUGGAAGAGCUGAUGAGCAAACUCUCUGCCAUGCCUGGAGUCAGCAGUGUACAUGAAGUGCACAUCUGGGAACUUGUAAGUGGAAAGAUCAUUGCCACCUUGCACAUCAAGUACCAGAAGGACAGGGGAUAUCAGGAUGCCAGCAUCAAAAUUAGAGAAAUCUUCCACAAUGCGGGAAUCCACAGUGUGACCAUCCAGUUUGAGCCUGUGGACUUGAAGGAAACCCUGGAGCAGAAGGACUUACUGUUGCAGUGCAGCUCACCCUGCAUCUCCAAGGACUGUGCCAUGCAGCUGUGCUGUCCCCCCAGGGCACUGCCUCUGGCCCACGUCAAUGGCUGUACUGAGCACAAUGGCAGCCCCCCUCUAGAUGCACACCGAAGUAAUGGCCUCAGUAGAAGAGAUACCACAGAAGUUGCUAUUGAAGUGUCUUUGGACAGCUGUCUGAGUGACCACGGACAAGCUUUUAACAAAACUCAGGAGGACCAAUGUUAUGUAAACAGCACACAUUUUUAAUCUGGUACUGACAUAAUCAGACUGUAUAGACAAGUCUGAUUUGGAAUCACCAGCUUGACUUGUGGAAGGAGCGUUGUGGGUUGUAGUCUCUGACCAAACUCAUGGGGUGCACUCUGUGUAUUCAGCAGGGCUCUUUGGGAUUGUAGUUCAGCAUGUCUGUUAAUUUUUAUGACUGAUGACUCCUUUCCAUUACCCUGGGUGUCUCGAGCAAACUGCACUAGUGAAUAUGUCAGGGACACUGAAGGCUGGGACUCAAUGAUUGUGGACACAGGAUUCUUGCUUUUAAACUGAUUACAACUUCUAGCUGACUCUCAGGUGAGCUUAUAGCCUAAGUACAUCGAAAAAACUAAAGUAUCAUACAUAAUAGCUAUAUUUCCCCCAUUCCCUUUGAAGAUCAUAAAAAAGAAAAGUUAGGUAUUCCUGGCACUGCAGAAAUGUUUUUUUUAAAAUCUUUGAUCCAUUUUUGAAUAAAUGUAAAAUGAAUACCUAUGAAGGUAGAAAAUGUUCUCAGAACAUUAGAGGAGGUAGAGUUGGGAGGAGGUAGAAGAUGGUUUUUGACUGUUUCUUCAUUUUGCAAGGUGAGAUAACAUGUUUACUUCCUGCUGUGAACUGAACUGCAGCUGUAGGGUGUUCCACAUGUUCAAAUAGAGAACACAUUUUAUUUCACUUGGAAGUAUGGUCAAUAGUACUUAUAUACUGCCUUUUAGAGUCAGUCCAGUUGGGGCUGUUUUUGUUUAUUGCUUUGAUAAUGAUUUACUUAUUUGUCCAAAUUCCUUUGAGUUCUCUUUUUUGUGAUCACAUUGAUCUAUGCAGCAUUUACCAGGAAAAAAUGAGUAUUCCUGGGAUAGGAGAAUAUAUGACAUUGAGUGUUCAUUCCUGCAAAAUAAAUAAGCUAGAUUGCCCUUUCUUUAAUUAGACAUAUUUUAUUUUAUUUAUUUUUAAAAUUUUACUUCUCAAAAUACAUUGUAGUUGAUUUAAUUAGACAUAUUUUAAAGUAUUUAUUCUAGCUGCCAAUCAGUAACAUGAUGGAAAAGUUGAUGUCCAAGGGAAAAAUGAGAAUUAAUUUAACUCCUGUCUUUAAUGUGUUUUGAGGAGCUUAGAAUUUUAUGUCUCUGACCCAUAUUACCAAGUUCAAAUAAAUUUGUUGUAAUCUGAUUCAGACCCAUAACCAAACUAGGUUAAUAGUGCAGAAGCCUCUGUCAUGUAUUUAACACAUUGUUUAGGUGCCAAUAUUGAAAUCAAAAGUUUCAUAGGUAUGAGAAAAUGGGAGGUACCUCACUAGAGGACUAAUAUCUUGUUCAAUAGGUUGCAAGAUUGACUGUGAAAAUGAUCAACUCUUAGGCUGUAAGCUUUGAGUCCUGUUUAGAAUCUGUACAGAGUUUAUCAGAAAUGCUCAGCUGAUAACAGAAACAGUAUCCACAUUUUUCAGCACAAACAUUGUUUAAAAAAAUUAUCUUGGUCCUAAAUUGGAAGGCUGAAGUAAAUAAACACCUAUGAUCAGUA
This is a messenger RNA of Galeopterus variegatus (Sunda flying lemur), 2323 nucleotides long. RefSeq names its product zinc transporter 10. Gene Ontology annotation, biological process: intracellular zinc ion homeostasis; manganese ion transport; detoxification of zinc ion. Gene Ontology annotation, molecular function: zinc ion transmembrane transporter activity. The record is from RefSeq and is a predicted model, not a curated record. NCBI's taxonomy places the organism in Eukaryota, Metazoa, Chordata, Mammalia, Dermoptera, Cynocephalidae. Gene Ontology annotation, cellular component: membrane. Bases 41 to 820 code for a protein of 259 amino acids. The transcript has 3 exons.